AUGAAGAGGCUCGCCUCCCACUGGAGCCAGGCUCCGAGGUAUCCAACACUUUGGAUACAAGCCGCGCAGUGCUCAAGAAGCGCCGCCGUGUGGGUGCGUGUGGGUCCCGUGUCGCGCACUGCAAACGACCCGGAGGUCAUGAAGGGUCACCGAGUUCCGCUGAAGGCCUUCCGGGCCCUGGUGCAACGCACUGCACGCCCGGGCGACGCAGUGCUCGGUCACUUGCCAGCGCGCUCGUGUAUGCAGGCGAGGCGCUGGUACCCUGGCCCAAGCAAACCACACUGGGCCACCGAUACUCCGCUAGCGGCAGGGACGGGCUUCAGCUGGCCGAUGCGGGAGCGACGAUCACAAAAACGUCGCCAGCGGGCCUGUAGGUACAGUACUGUGCUUCGAAACUGUGACGAGCGCCAAGCAAUACCAUCCUCCUCCGCAAAGGCCGCAGAAAACUUCUUCCGAGGCUCAGCGGAGACCAGCGCCGACACCGACCCGGACGAAGGCGGCGUUCCAGAGUCAAGCUUCACUGUGGAUGCGUUUAUGGCACCAAAACCUACGCGAAUCGAUCGAGUGCUCACGGAUCGCUUCAGUGAGCCGUCGCGCACGUACUUUCAGUACCUCAUUACGCAGCGAGCAAUUCAAGUGAAUGGUCGCGUGGUCCACCGCAAGUCGGAGCUCGUAACGCAGGAUGAUGUCGUGCAUGUUCGCUUCCUGCUUCCGGAAAACAGCGCUGCACAGGACCUAGUGCCAGAGCAUCUGCCGAUUGAUGUGUUGUACGAAGAUGGGGAUAUUUUGGUCGUGAACAAAGCCGCGGAUAUGGUGAUCCAUCCGGCCCCGGGGAACUGGCGCGGUACGCUAGCAAACGCCUUGGCAUAUCGUUUCGGGAAAGGGGCUGCAGAGGCAUCGGCCGCCACUGUCGAGCCGUCCACCAAACCAGACAGCAUCGGAGCAACCGUCGAUGCCGACAACGACACAGUGCAUGGUGAUGAAAUGGUCUCCCGAGAUUGCGCCUUACGACCGGGCAUCGUCCAUCGCCUGGAUAAGGGCACCUCCGGGGUGCUCGUUGUCGCGAAACACAAUUUCGCAGAACGCCGCCUCCAGCGCGCUUUCGCACAACGCCAAGUGUACAAAGAGUACCUCGCCGUCCUGGCGGGCACACCUCGUUGCCUACAAAAUGGACCUUCUCUGGUCGAGCUUCCCAUUGGACGCAGCACCCAUCGAUGGAUCGAGCAACGCGUCCAAAGCGUCGCGCAAGGCGGCCGCGCUGCGCGCAGUCGCUUCGAAGCGCUGGCGAUGCGCCCGUCGAUAGCGCCGCUGACGCUGACACGUGUGCUCAUUGAAACCGGGCGCACGCAUCAGAUUCGCGUGCAUGCGCGCUACGGCCUGCAAGCGCCCGUGCUGGGCGAUGAUCUGUAUGGAUUUCCGGCCUGGAAUCAGCGCUAUCGGAUGCGUGCGCGGCGUCCGCUGCUGCAUGCGUGGCGUCUCGGCUUUCGACAUCCAUGCACCGGCAAGUGGUGCGUGUUCGAGGCACCGCUUCCAGAAGAUUUCAGAUAUUUCGAGAAACUAUUGCAGGUGCGCUGGGCAGAGGUGCCGUCGACUGAGGAGCUUCGAGCACGCUCAGAAGCAGGUGCAGAUAACAGUGCACCGCGCGAUCGAAUCUAG
Molecule: messenger RNA, 1656 nt
Organism: Cyanidioschyzon merolae strain 10D
Lineage: Eukaryota; Rhodophyta; Bangiophyceae; Cyanidiales; Cyanidiaceae
Product: ribosomal large subunit pseudouridine synthase D
Exons: 1
Coding region: 1-1656 (551 amino acids)
Biological process (GO): pseudouridine synthesis
Molecular function (GO): RNA binding; pseudouridine synthase activity
Source: RefSeq, a predicted model, not a curated record